UAACUUAUUAUGGAGUACAAUUUAAUUUGGGGAUUAAAAUAGAAAUUGAGUGGAGUAGAAAUACCCAAAAUCAGUGGUACUUCGUGGUAUUACUCUGUUCCUCUUUGCGUGGUUUGGGCAUGCUUUGUUCAGACGUUAGGUUAGCGAUCAAAGUUUUAGUCCAUUUGUGCUUCUUCUUCGAACCAAAGAGGAUGACGAUGAGCGUAGAAGGCUUGCGGGACUCGCUUUCAUGUUUUCCACCAGCAUCCUGCUACAGAUCCUGGCUUGUGUAUUAUACAACAAUUGGUGGCCAAUGUUAUCAGCUCUUAUGUAUGUGCUGGUGCCCAUGCCUUGUAUGUUCUUUGGUGGUGGAUCCACUCAAAUCUUAAUGAGCCGAGAUGGUGAUGGCUGGAUUAAAGCUGCAAAAUUUUUAACGGGGGCAUCUGCAGUAGGGAGCAUUGCCAUCCCCAUUAUACUGAAACAUGCGGCUUUGAUAGGGACAGGGGCGAUGUUCAUAGAGUUCACAUCAUUUUUCAUAUUCGUCUGCAGUGUCUUGUGUUUUCAUCACGCCAGUCUGGACGAUGGUUGGUGAUUGCAUUUGUUGCCAUUUUGUAGCAUAAUGAUGUAAUACAGAAUCUUCUGCAACUGUGUAUAAAGAUUUUACUGCCCCUGUAUGUUCUUCUAUCUUUCCAAUAAGUUUAGUUCACUUUGUAUAAAGAUUUUACUGCCCUUGUAUGUUCUUCUAUCUUUGCCAUAAGUUUAGUUCUUGUCUUCUAGAUUCUCUUUUCUUUCCUUUACUGAUUGAUUUCAGAAUGUUUUCGAUAUCCU
Molecule: messenger RNA, 807 nt
Organism: Cuscuta europaea
Lineage: Eukaryota; Viridiplantae; Streptophyta; Magnoliopsida; Solanales; Convolvulaceae
Source: the annotation of a GenBank genome assembly